Molecule: messenger RNA, 2901 nt
Organism: Alternaria burnsii
Lineage: Eukaryota; Fungi; Ascomycota; Dothideomycetes; Pleosporales; Pleosporaceae
Product: oxoglutarate 3-dioxygenase
Exons: 5
Coding region: 1-2901 (966 amino acids)
Molecular function (GO): dioxygenase activity
Source: RefSeq, a predicted model, not a curated record
AUGUCAGACAUGGACGCGGCCCUUCAUGCAGCGCGAGAUAGGCAGUUGAACGGUGACACAUCAGCAAGCACCACGAAGCUUAACCCCACCCCAGACUCUGGAUCCCGGUACGAUAAGCCUAUCGUCGCCGCGCAACAGGAUGGCCUACCAAUAAUCGACAUCUCAGCUUUCCUAAAUCCUUCAUCCCCGAAGGAUGCGCGAUCUACGACUGCUAAAGCCAUUAGCGCCGCUUGCGUAAACUACGGCUUCUUCUAUCUUACAGGACACGGCAUACCAACUACAAAGCUAGAUGAAAUCAUCAGCCUUGCACGCGACUUCUUCGCCUUACCACUAGAAGAGAAAAACAAAAUCAAACGCUUUGAUGCCGGGAGUCCGGAAGGAGGCGAUGGCGCACGGGGUUACCAGGGGCUCGGCGAAAACGUGACAGGCGGCCUACAAGACAUGCAAGAAGCCAUCGACUGGUACCGCGACUGGCCAGCAGAGAAGCGAGAGCCAGGAGAUGGAGGCCCAGGUAGCGUGAAGAGUCUCCAGGGCACCAAUCUAUGGCCUGAGCAACCGAAAGAGCUCAAGCCUGUAUACACAGACUACAUUGAGCAAGUCAAGAAAGUCGGCGAAGCCCUUGUCCACGCCAUGGGCGUAGCCCUAGACCUUGGGUCACCUACAACAAACCCGACGCAAAGCACAGAAGACGAAGAAGUUUUUGUGCGAAACUGCGACGAGUCCUUCUGGGUAAUGCGCAUGAUCGGUUAUCCUCCCCUGACGACCCCUCAUACGCCUGGUAACGACAUCGAACAAUUUUCCUGCGGCGCACACACAGACUACGGCUGCGUAACUCUCCUCCUCACGGAUCCUACGCCCGGCGCUCUCCAAGUCCAACUCAAAGACGGGACUUGGCUCAAUGCCGAUCCCAUACCAGGAGCCUUUGUGGUGAACAUUGGGGAUAUGAUUGAGCGGUGGACGAACGGACUUUGGAAGAGUACGAUGCACAGGGUCAUUCAUAGGGGGCAGCAGUACAGGAUUAGUGUGCCGUUCUUCUAUGAGCCGAAUUUCGAUGCUGUGCGUGCUACUUAUUGCUUUCUUAUCCAACCCUCUGCCCGUAUCUACACCCACAUACCACACAAACAUACAAUUGCCUCUACAAUGUCUUCCGCAAGCACACACCCCGUACGCAGGCUAUCUCUGUACUGUCCCGAUCUUAACAAGAGUUGGUACAAUUUCCUCAUCACCCCUUCGAUGACCUGGGAAGACAUGAUCGUAUCUAUCCAAGCUGCAUUCCAAUAUCAUGACCCAGUCUGGCCCCUCGACAUCAAUGGCGAACCCUUCUCCAAAACCGCUGGUGUCUUCAAUAUCUCCAGCAUCCAGAAUGGCGAAGAGCUUCUCAUCCAGCUGAGAGAGGGUUUUCGCAUGGUUGGGCCACUGGAUUUGGAGGUUGUUCUGUACCUCGAGGAGAGUGACCCCGGUGCACUUGAGACCAACUUCCUCUUCAACGCCAUAAAAGCACGCAUCGAAGCCGGUGGGUCAUCCGAGUCCAAGGAUAUACAGGUACAGGAUGUGCUGGACGCUAUCCAAACCCUAUACGAGGCCGCCGAUGCGAUCGACUCCACUUGGGACGGAACCAAGGGUGACAAGGCCAUCGGCAAGCGAACCAACCGUAAAGAAGAGUACACAGCCCGUAAGAAAGGCGAGGCAGCGGCUGUGCGCUACAACGAUGACGCUGAGUAUAUGGGUGAAGAUGCUGCCGAGGCAGCUUAUCCAGGCAGGGGCAAGGGCCAGGCUGUUGGCAUGCUCACAGGACGCCUUGAGAAGACCAUGCUCCCGGACAACUUCAUGAGCGACGAUUAUGACGAAGAUGACUCUGAUUAUGUGGAUAGAAAACCGGAAGAACCAGUAGCGUACGAAUCUGCAUUUCUCUAUUUUCAUAUCUUUCGAAUCCUUCGCUUCCUCCUACCCUUAACCCAGACCUUUGUCAAAAUGAGGUUUUGCUUCCGACUACCGCCCAUGAAGGCUUUCCUACAUACCUACAGGUACACGAGGAAGAAAGCCUCAAGGACCUCCAGAAAAGCCCGGCAAACAGCCCUUGAUGGGCAGGCCUGUGAGCCGACUCGGACAUCCCCCUUCCUUCUCUUGCCAAGGGAACUUCGCGACUACAUCUACGACUAUGCAUUCGGCUCAGAGGUUAUCGUCUUUGCACCUCCUGGUUCAAUUAUUGAGGCAUGGCCCAAAGGUCGAAAGUCCGAGAACGGUGGUCCUGUCGAAGAUAUCGCCAUCCACUACCCGAACACCCUACCAGCUUAUAUCAGAGGCCUUCCACUUUGGCUUCUGACUAACAAGCAAAUCUGUUCGGAAGCGCUCUCGUAUUUUGGCACCGUGCGGACCUUCGCUUCAUUCGAUUAUAGUCAAAUUGCCCGAUACCCAAACGACUUCUUCCCUCUCGUGACGAAGUUCAACAGUCAGUCCCCCCUCGUCUUCAAUAACGACGUGAUUCGUAACGUCACUAUUCACACGGAGAAACUCCUCAGUUUUUGGCCAGAAAUAGUCUUUCUAAGAUUCAUCAAUUGCAUGGACAUCAAGAGUUUGGACUUGGAAUUGGGAUUGGAAUGCUCGAGUGGGCAAUAUGCAUAUUUGAAAAAUUGGAAAAAAGACUUUGACGCUUGGAUCACCACAAGUUGGAAUACUGAAAAACGGAGCGGCAGGUUUCGAAAGGUUAAGAUUACCAUUCUCACGAACUGUGAUGGUGACGAAUCGGUUGUCGAUACAGCCAGGUUCGACCAGGUGGAAGCUUUAGCUCGGAGGCUCGUGGGAGAUGUGAGAACUGUGGUCUGGGGUCCUUUCGUCUUUGACUACAUGGAUCGUGGAAACAAGACCUACAAGAGGAGCAUUGUAGUCGACAGGAAGGAUUAG